UGUUUACGCUAGAUCCAAUGAUCGCGACACCCCUAUAUCGCGGAAGGCAGAGAACCUCAUGCACGAUUUCUGUCAGUGAGCGAGUGUCUCUAUUCGUGUCCUUUCUCAACAAUGUCCGGUGAUGCCGAAGAGUUAGACUCCGGUUUCGAAGCGAUAUCGAGUCCCGAGAGUCCAGCGGUCGCCGCGAUGGCCAGAGACGCGGUUGUAGCGCCAGUGAAACCUAAAAGUGGACGUAGCGCUCUGGAAGACACGCUCGACGAUGAUGAUAUCGAGGAAACGAUAGGGGAACGACUAUGGGGUUUGACGGAGAUGUUCCCGGAGACAGUGAGGACUUUAACGUCGAAGUUGGUCCAUGGCACGCAAUCAGCAACUUGUGGUGCUUACGGCUUGUCGCGCACCAUUGUGUGGAUUUUCUUCAGCUCCGCGACUAUUCUGGCGGCCCCUGUCCUCUUCGAAGCCGAACGAGUUCAAGUCGAAGAAGUUUCGAAACAGCAACAGCGACAAAUUCUUCUUGGACCCUCAGCCGCCAUCCAAAAAUAGAAUUAGAGCGUCACCAGUAAUUAUCGAAGAUUAGGAACUCUGUGUGUGAGAACAUAUAGUUAUUGGUGUUGUGCUUCAUUGGAACGAAUGAGCGAGACCGUGCAACUAACAAUAAGAGAGGAUUCAUUCGAUCGAGGCUGGAAACUCUUUGAGUACUUUUGAGUCGUUGUAGAGGAGUCUGUACAAAUACAGCGAUUUUUAAGG
Galendromus occidentalis (western predatory mite) is the source of this 744-nucleotide messenger RNA. It is a transcript of the gene mge, whose product is annotated as translocase of outer mitochondrial membrane 22 homolog mge. The transcript is spliced from 2 exons. Gene Ontology annotation, cellular component: mitochondrial outer membrane. Lineage: Eukaryota; Metazoa; Arthropoda; Arachnida; Mesostigmata; Phytoseiidae. Bases 112 to 540 code for a protein of 142 amino acids. The record is from RefSeq and is a predicted model, not a curated record. Gene Ontology annotation, biological process: intracellular protein transport.